CAGUCCCGCCGCCGCCAUGGUUCGCUUCAAGAACAGGUACGUGCUGUGCGAGGUCGUCUCGGAGGACCCGCGGUGCCGGCAGUGCAUCGAGGACCGCGCGCUGGGCCUCGCCGUCAGGGACGCCAUCGCGCGCGUGCACGGAGACUACGGCCUGGCCUGCUGCUCCAUCUCCUUCACAGUGAAGUACCUGAACGCCUACACCGGGACUGUGCUGCUGCGGUGCCGCAAGGACUCCUACAGACUGCUCUGCUCCGCGCUUCCUUUCGUCCGGCAGCUGGAGAGCCGGAACCAGCGCUACCCCUGCGCCCUCAACACUCUGCACGUCGGAGGUACCAUAAGAACAUGUCAGAAAUUUCUAAUUCAGUACAACAGAAGACAGCUGCUGCUGCUGUUGCAGAAGUGUACAAAUGAAGGGGAAAGACAGUGCAUACAGAAGUCAUUGUUGAGCUGUUCUCUUACAGAAGAGCAGUCUCAAAGUGGAGAUGAGGAAGAUGAUGAUGGCACAGAGACAGACUGAACAUUACUGUUCAUCUCCCCUUUUGUAACGAAGUUACCAGUUACCUUCAGUGUUACACAAACCACGGAACAGAAAAAGUGUAUGUUGAUAUUUAGACUUCAUUCCCCCAUUCCAAGUGUUCUUAAAUGAAUAAAUAUUUUUUAAA
This is a messenger RNA of Colius striatus (speckled mousebird), 662 nucleotides long. It is a transcript of the gene POP5, whose product is annotated as POP5 homolog, ribonuclease P/MRP subunit. Lineage: Eukaryota; Metazoa; Chordata; Aves; Coliiformes; Coliidae. Gene Ontology annotation, cellular component: ribonuclease P complex. The record is from RefSeq and is a predicted model, not a curated record. The transcript is spliced from 5 exons. Gene Ontology annotation, biological process: tRNA 5'-leader removal. Bases 17 to 517 code for a protein of 166 amino acids. Gene Ontology annotation, molecular function: ribonuclease P RNA binding.